Gryllus bimaculatus (two-spotted cricket) is the source of this 1048-nucleotide messenger RNA. Lineage: Eukaryota; Metazoa; Arthropoda; Insecta; Orthoptera; Gryllidae. The record is from the annotation of a GenBank genome assembly.
AGUGACUGGAAAACUACACAUUUGCAUAGCAUGUCACGUUUACUGUUUGUUACUUCUUAUAUAUUAUUUAUUUCAUUUCAAUGUGCAACAUCAAAAUUUGAUCAUGUACACAAAUCUUUAGAAGACUUGGAUAUAACUUAUCCCAAAAAUGUUUACAAUGAGAGAGGAUUGCGAGAAUGUCAACUAAAUGCAGCUUGCAGUAUUCUACAUCGACGUUUCUGGUUUAAGUUACGAGUGGAACGUAUAUGUCAAUGCUCUGCAUUUCAGGAAUGCCCAACACGUUGGAGUUAUGAUGGAUUAGAUAAUUUUACUAUGAUGAUAAACAAUCGUGCACAAAUGAAGUUCUGUCAUCCUGUCAAUGAACUCCCAGAGUGUGAACCAUCAGAAGAAGCACUGAUCAUCACCUCAAAUACAACAGUGAAUCCUGAUAAAUACAACAAAAGUCAAAGUGUAGAAGUGACUCACCAACAGGCAACUACUAAUUGCAAAUGUCAAUUUCCACACUACUGGAGACUACACAAUGUCACACAAGUGAAUAAAAAUAUUUCAAUCAGUAUCUACAUGUGUGAUGAGUACAAGAAAUGCAGAGCUAACGAAUUCUGUGGUCACAUCCGAGCAGAUUAUUUUUCAACUUAUUACCGGUGUUCUUGCCCUAUUGGAUAUCUUUGUCUCUUUGAAGAUUUAGAGAACAGAAAGUUAUUAAAUGCAACAGAAGUACUAUUUGAAGGACUGGCUUACCGAGGAGCAUGUAAAUUUAACAGAGCAAAACCAAUGUUAGAAAGAACUUCACAAACUUAAAUAUAAUCAAUAAUGAAUCUCUCAGUAAUUGUGCUACAAAAUAUUUGAAUACAACACAGGCACAAAGAUAGUAGUUGGUAUUUAUUCAAUACAGUAAGGAAAAUAUCUACAAUUGUACAUCUUUAUAAAAGUUCUCAAUAUACAGAAUGUCUGGGGAAGAAAUGUUGAAAAAUUCCGAUUGGCAAAGCCAGAGUAAGCACUCAAAAGUUGGUUUGAAAAAAUGUUUUCUAGGCAAAAAUUUGAAUUGCAG